This is a messenger RNA of Dermacentor andersoni, 2100 nucleotides long. Its product is annotated as serine/threonine-protein phosphatase 2A regulatory subunit B'' subunit beta-like. The record is from RefSeq and is a predicted model, not a curated record. Gene Ontology annotation, molecular function: protein phosphatase regulator activity; calcium ion binding. Gene Ontology annotation, biological process: protein dephosphorylation. Lineage: Eukaryota; Metazoa; Arthropoda; Arachnida; Ixodida; Ixodidae. Gene Ontology annotation, cellular component: protein phosphatase type 2A complex.
CGACGUUCCGUAAGAAGAGACAGACAUGGUCAGAUCGCGGAAUCUACAGGAAUGCUGGCACCGAGAACUGGGCUCGAGGUGAGAGGGUGGUAGUCUUCGUCGGCCGCUUAUUUCGCGCCGUCGACGUCGACCUUGGCGCGGUUGUGAAACGUUCGCCGCGCUCCGUUGCGCGGUUUUUCCCUAAACGCCUCCAAACGAAAUCCGAGCCUCCGUACCCCAUAUGGCCGGUCGCAUCUUGCGGCAUCGAUGUGUUUGUGCGCUUCCUGCGUUGCAGCGGCGGGUCACUUGAAUGCGCGCUCGUCAACGCUUCCCUGCCAGGAAAAUCACACAGUGGUGGAGGCGGGUGCGGCGGGUGCCGUGGUUCGAGCGUAUUGCAUUUGGAGCUGUUGCUUUAGUCGGAACCAGUGCGGCAGAAGAUGACGCGUCGCGCGAAACCGCGAGGCGAAUAUUUUCGCUGUCUGUCGUCGCCUCGCGUUUUGAGGACGACGGCGAUUCCUGCUGCUUGAAAAGUGGGCCGCGCCGAAGCUUUGAGUCUCCCAGCUGCACCUUGAGGGACGUCGCAGGUGUGGGAGAGGUGCGGCACCGGCGCGAGCCCCCGUGUGCAGCGGCUGCCAUGAGCGCUGGCAAUGUCGUCGGCCGCUGAGGAAGGGCCCGUGAUUCCGCUCUUCUACUUUCCCUACGGCCGGCCCCUGUCGGCGCUCGAAGUGGAGAUGGCCUGCCGCGAGCUCAAGCUCGCGCUCAACGACAUCGCCGGCGAUGUUCUCGGGCCCGAGGACUUCGCGCCUCUCGCGCGGGCGUGCUCCCUGCCAGGAUACUUCAAGACGGCGCUGUACCGUGCCGCCGGCGGCGACAAGGACAGGCCCGUCACCAAGGAGCGCUUCUGCAGGUACUACAGCCACCUGGUGGCCAACUUUCCGGAGGAGAGCUCCCGUGCCGUGCACGUGCUGGCACGCGACCGCGACUACCUGACGCAGGAGGACCUGCGGCCUUUGUUCGAGGACUUCUUCGCCAUGCACCCGGACAUGCGCUUUCUGGAGAAGACGCCGCAGUUCCGGGAGCCGUUCAUUGCCACCGCGCUCACCAAAUACUUCUUCCACUCGUCCCGCUCCUGGAAGAACAUGCUCAGCAUCCGGGACUUCAGGGAGAGCCACCUGUUGAGCUCCCUCCGCUGGAUGGAAGAGUCAUCGGAGCUGGACCAGAGCAUGGACGCCUUCAACUUCGGCUCCUUUUACAUGACGUACGCCAUGUUCGAGGGCCUCGACCGCGAUCGGGAUGGCAUGCUCAGUCCGGAAGAACUGCGGAACUUCCAGGGCGGCGCCUUUACCAAUCGUGGUCUGGACAGGAUACUCUGCUCGGCGGUCAUCAAAAGAUACAAUGGCCGGCAGAUGAUGUCCCUACAAGACUUCGUCGUCUUCCACGCUGUCGAGUCCAAUAAGGGGCUUCCCAAGAGCGUCGAGUUCUGGUUCCACUGCUUGGACUUCGACGGCGACGGCUUCAUCACUGUGUACGACAUGCAGUACCUCUACGAGGACAAGCGACGCAUCGUCGAAGUGCACUUUCCCUGCUGCGACUUCGCCGAAGUGGCGCACGAGAUCCUCGAGCGCGUCAAACCACGCAAGCCCGAGUUUAUCGCGCUGUCGGACCUCAAGCGCUGUGAACCCAGUGUGGUGUGCAUGAUUGUCAACACGUUCAUGCUCGUACCGAUGACGGUUAGGUAACUUGGCCAACCAGGCGUCUCUUUCUUUUUUUUUUUUAUUAGUGUCAUUUAAGACCCGGGUCAAGAAUCGAAGCGACAUUGGUUGUUUUUUUCCAGGAGUGAACGACAAGCGCUACUCAAGUGUUCACCGCUGCUGUGAAGUGCGAGACCAGAACAUCGGACCAGAUUGAAAAAAAGUCCUAAACAUAACUAUAAGCGGUGCGCUGUGUGCGGACGUGUGACCACUUUGUGCCGUGUUUCGUGCGAAUCUGGCAGUUGAAAAAUAACGGAGUCAAAAUUUCGGCUUUCCUUCUUUUUUUAUUUUUCCUCCUCUGUGAUGGAUGUAGUUGGAACAAGCGCAACUGUUUCAACGUGAAAAAAAAUUUGUCCAGCCGUUACGUAAA